Molecule: messenger RNA, 2058 nt
Organism: Pteronotus mesoamericanus
Lineage: Eukaryota; Metazoa; Chordata; Mammalia; Chiroptera; Mormoopidae
Gene: DNASE1L1
Product: deoxyribonuclease 1 like 1
Exons: 8
Coding region: 227-1138 (303 amino acids)
Biological process (GO): DNA catabolic process
Cellular component (GO): nucleus
Molecular function (GO): DNA binding; deoxyribonuclease I activity
Source: RefSeq, a predicted model, not a curated record
GUUGGCCGGCCUGGCCCGGACGGGUGGGGCUGUUAGACAGCCUGUUCCUCUUUCUCCUCUUCGAUCCCUGCUAGGCCGGCGCUGUGAUCCCGUGGGGUGUCUCGAUACGCUUGCAGUUGAGGCAGGUGUGCAGAAAAGCUGGUCUGUGCAGAACCAAGCCCAGCUAGGACUACAUCCUGAGGCAACCUGGAUUCCUCCAGAGGGUCCCAGUAGCCCGAACACAACCAUGCGCUGCCCAGCUGUGCUCCUGCUCCUGGUUGGUGGGGUUGAGGCCUUUCGCAUCUGUGCCUUCAACGCCCAGCGGCUGACACUUGCCAAGGUGGCCAGGGAGCAUGUGCUGGACACCUUAGUUCGGAUCCUGGCUCGCUGUGACAUCAUGGUGCUGCAGGAGGUAGUCGACUCUUCUGAUGGUGCCAUCUUCUUACUGCUUCGAGAACUCAACCGAUAUGAUGGCUCUGGGCCCUACGAAGUCCUGAGCAGCCCCGCUCUGGGGCGCAGCACAUACGUGGAGAAGUACGUGUACAUCUACCGGUCACACAAGACACGGGUCCAGGAUUACUACUUGUACAACGACGAGGAUGACAUCUUUGCCCGGGAGCCCUUUGUGGCCCGGUUCACUUUUCCCAGCACAGUCCUUCCCAGCUUGGUGUUGGUCCCACUACACACCACUCCGAAGGCUGUAGAAAAGGAGCUGAAAGCCCUGUACGAUGUGUUUCUGGAUGUCUCCCAGCACUGGCAGAGCAAGGACGUAAUCCUGCUUGGGGACUUCAAUGCUGACUGUGCUUCACUGACCAAAAAGCGCCUGGGUGAGCUGGAGCUGCGGACUCAGGCCGACUUCUACUGGGCAAUUGGCGACGAGGAGGACACCACGGUGCGGGCCAGCACCCAUUGUGCCUACGACCGCAUAGUGCUGCACGGAGAGCGCUGCCAGAGCCUACUGCACUCUGCAGCUGCCUUCAACUUCCCCAGGAAGUUCCAGCUCACUGAGGAGCAGGCCCUCAACAUCAGUGACCACUACCCUGUGGAGGUGGAGCUGAGCAGGGCAGCGCGCAAGAUCCGGCCCCUCAGCCGGGCUGCUGUGUUGCUGCCAUCCCUGCUGCUGGUGCUGCAGCCCCUCCUGCCCUCAAGCUGGGCCUGACGGCCUGAACCUCACCCCGACGUCAGUGCCUGCUGCGCGCGGGUGUGGUGAUGACACUAGCUUCGGGACUCAGACCGCAGCCUCUCCUGUUCAUCUGCCUUGCAGCCAAAGCAAUUCCCGAGGGGCUUGAACUGCAGCCCUCCUCCAUCUCCAGGGCUACCUUACUGACUGCAGCCCUCUGCCUUUGGUUUGGUUUGGCUUGUGUCCUGUGGUUAAGCCUGUGCCUGGCAUUCGAAUGUGGUAGAGAAAGGCAGGACCCUGAGGCUGGAGCCGUGGCGCUCUUCCCCCAAGUAGUGUCAGGAAUAGGGACAAAGCAGGCUCCAGGGCUGGGGGAAGGGAAAGGGGCUCAGAAAAGGGAAUCACAACCCAUGAAAAAUUAUGACAAAAAGGGAAUUUAGGUACACACCGAGGACAAAAAGCUAUAUUAGAUGUGUGUAGCAGAUGUAUCAUGUGCCAUGUUUAUUAUAGAUAGGAAUCAUAUAAUCAGUAUGACGAUCCCAGUAAAAAGAAUGGAGCCCUAGCUGGUGUGGCUCCGUGGAUUGAGCUUUAGCCUGCGAACUUAAGGGUCACUGGCUUGAUUCUCAGUCUGAGUACACACCUGGGUUGUGCGGCCAGGUCCCUGGUUGGGGGCUUGUGGGGGGGAGGCAACUGGUCCAUGUUUCUCUCCUUUCCUCCCUCCCUCCACCUAACUCAAAAGGUGAAUAAAAUUUUUUAAAAAGUCGCUGGUGAUUCCCAAUCAGGGCAGAUGACCAGUGUUUAUCUACCACACUGGUAUUUCUCUCCCAUUCCCCUCUAAAAAACAAAAUCCUUGUGGAAAAAAAAGGGUCAAUGGUUCACAUACAAGCGAACCAAGGCCAACACAUAAGGUCAGCUGUCAUCGAAUGAAAACAGCCACAAACAGCCCUAAUGACUAUAGUCCA